GAAAAUAUGCAAAUUAUAUCAUACAUCCGGGGUUGUACCAAAUUUUCGGUACAACCUGCUAAUUGAGGAAGGAAUAAGAUGGAACCGAAGCCGUCGGAAUUUCUGCCGCUCCUCUAUUUGCCGGGGCGGGCCAUCAGAGACGAUGGAGCAGCAAAGACGGAAGACGAUGGAGCAACGAAGAUGACGAGGAGCGAUGGUGGCGAAAGUCCGGCGAAAACGAUGGAGAAGGAAGAUCUAAGGAGCACCGAAGAGAAGGAGGAAGAUGGUUGCAGUGUAAUCACUAGAUCAGCGUUAGGUUUCGUCCGUCGUUCGCUUUCAAGCCCUCACCAGCAUCCUCCUGUUCGGAAUGAAACGGAGAAAUCUGACGAAUGCUCAUAAAGUGAGUCGAUAUAAGAUCAAAUAACCAAACCAAGUUAUUGGUCUGAUUUUUUAGACCCCCUCUUCUCAAAAGUUUCCAUGGACAAAGCUGAUGUGUGGACUGUGUAUAAGACUAUAAGGGGCGGACCUACGUAGGUUACAGUGGGGUCAAGUGACACCACCGGAGUUUGUAUAAUUAACAUAUACCCCGGAGUAUGUAGUAUGCGGACUAUGAGUAAAGGUGGCUCAGUUGG
This is a messenger RNA of Cuscuta campestris, 611 nucleotides long. Lineage: Eukaryota; Viridiplantae; Streptophyta; Magnoliopsida; Solanales; Convolvulaceae. The record is from the annotation of a GenBank genome assembly.